CGCGCGGGCCGCCGGCGCACACCAGACGCCUCCUGGCUGGAGCGCCGCGGGCACCGCCACCCUGGGCACCGCCACCACCGACGCCCGAACACCUACUGUGUGCUGCACCGGAACUCUCAUCGCUCAGCUUUCAUGCAGCCUGGGAGGGAGAUGGCAUCUCCCCAUUUCCCAGGUGUGGAAACCGAGGCCAGGCCGGGAGCUGGUGGCUGGCGCAGGGCUGUUUACCGGAAGCGGGCCAGCUGUGUCCUCCGAGGCCUGCAGGUGUCCUCACGGCGUGGGGGCGGCUGUCGGCACAGGGAGAAGACAUGUCUCAAGCAGGACACCUCUCCAGGAGCCUCAUCUUGUGCACCUUCCUGCAGGAGCACGGGCUGCAAGCGGCGGAGGAUCCCGGCGUGACCAGCCUCCUCCAGGACUCGCCGGAGCCCCUGGGAGCCCUCCCUCACGAGGUGGCCAUGCGGCUGGCCUUCAUUGGGGACGAGUUGGAAGUGAGAUGGACGCUGCCCCGCUUUGCCCACGUGCCCUGGAUGGCCAUGUACAGCUUCGUGCACACCUACAACCAGACCGGUCUGAGGGUGGUCCUUACCAGCGUUAUGGGUGGCCUCCCUUACCUCAGGGGGAACAGAAGGUUCUGGAGCUUCCUGAUCCUCAGGGCCUGGGUGUCCCCCCGCCAGGGACGGGGGCGCAAGCUGUCCGGGCUGCUGCUGCUGGCGCUGCUGCUAGACUGGGGCCUGCACCUCCUCCAGUGACGCGCUGCUGGCCAGCGCGGGGGGGCUGGCCCUCCCCCACCACCACCCUGGAGGUGGCCUUGUUGGUUUUGUCUUUUUAACUGUUUUCUUAUGAUCCCUUUUUUAUAUUUAAAUCCUGAGUGCUGGGACACUCCUGAGGUUUCAUACGUGUUUUUUUGGUUUUGUUUUUUGUAAGAGAAAUGAAUUAUACCUCUGGGAUCUUCAUGGCUAACUGUUCUCCUGGCCCCAGGAGCCAUCCUCUCCUGUGGGCCACGCAGCAGGCGCUGGGGGAGUGCUGGUCACACCCGUGUCUGCGGUGCCCACAGAGAAUCUGCUGGAGUAGAUUUUGAGGGGUGAGGAGAGUCAAUAAAAUGUUGGUUUCCAUU
Messenger RNA from Myotis myotis, 1111 nucleotides. RefSeq names its product BCL2 interacting killer (gene BIK). The coding region runs from base 306 to 746 and encodes 146 amino acids. Gene Ontology annotation, biological process: male gonad development; apoptotic process; regulation of apoptotic process. NCBI's taxonomy places the organism in Eukaryota, Metazoa, Chordata, Mammalia, Chiroptera, Vespertilionidae. The record is from RefSeq and is a predicted model, not a curated record. The transcript has 6 exons.